Molecule: messenger RNA, 13103 nt
Organism: Xyrichtys novacula (pearly razorfish)
Lineage: Eukaryota; Metazoa; Chordata; Actinopteri; Labriformes; Labridae
Source: the annotation of a GenBank genome assembly
GGGGAAGCCCUGCCUAACAGGAGUCGUCCUGUUGCUUCCUCAUUCAUCGCGCUGCCCUGCUCCUCAGUGGCGGCGGCUCUGGACGUUCUCACGCCGCCGAGUGACACGCUUAGCCCGGGCCUGUGGUCCGUGUUUGCUCGGCUUGCACUUCUACGACUGUCGGCACUGUGGUAGGGUGCACACCGGGGGUUUGGGUGGAGUCUUUGCCCGCUCUGAGGAAUGUGACGCACGGACGGAGAGAAGACGGACGUCGGCGGGUUGCAUUGAGGGGGAGCGAUACUCCUCGGUACGAAGAUAAGAAAAGAAACGAGUUGAACUGCAAAGUUAGGAGGUAGGGAGCAGAAAUAUAAACUAAUUUUGCAAGUGCAGACAGUGGACUGACGAACUUUUUGUCCCACAGUGUAUCUUAUUAUCUACUCUCCUCUAUCUUGUUUUUAUUUUUUAUCUAAGUGCAUCUUAUGGAAGCCAUAUAAUCUAUCUCUUGUUCUUUUUAAAAAAUUAUUUUAAUAUUUAAAUUUAAUCUUUUUAGUUUAUAUGCUCUUAAGUAAGUCUUUUUCCAUUGUUAUUUCCCUACUACUAUAAGUGGGAUAAAAAGUGAAAUGCAAGUAACUUUCCCUAUCCCCUGCCAGGACUUUAUGAAGGAUUAAGUCAUCCAGGUAACUGCUGUGCAUUGCAAAACCUGAACAGUUCUGUUAUUACAGCUUGAGCACACAGAGGGCUCCGUGUUGGCUGGUACUGCUGGUGUUUCUCCAGCCCUUUGGAGACGUGAAGAAAAAAACACAGAGGAAAAAUGGCCUCUGACAGAGUAAAGCCUUGUCUGUAUUCUACGGUUAUUACAAUGACUUUAUAUGAGCUGCUUUUUCAAAAACGAACCCACAGAGCGAUGGAAAUCAUGGGAAAAGACAAAAUGCCAGUGAACUGUAGUGAACUAGGAGCAAUAAAUAAGGCUUGAAAGGCCUGAGGUGCUUUAACAAGCAUGUCUGAUGCCCUGGUUGCACAAUGCUGUGUAUGCACAACAGUCAGGCAUUGUUAUAGGGCUCAAUCACCGCCUUCUAAUAUACAGAUAAGGUGUAAAAUUACAUACAUCCUGGCCUUCAAAUCAUAUGCAUCCUCUUCUUUUGACUUUUUGUCAGUUGGCUCUAAUUUUUUCUCUUUCGUUAAUGCACGCAAAUAAGUUUUCAUUCAGAGCUUUGACACGACAAGCAAUGAAUUGAUUUGAACAUCACCUUUGCAUGCAUUGACUCGCUUCAUUCAGUGACUCACUGGUUAGGAAUAGUCCGCCAUGUGGUUGUAAUUUGAGGGGAAAAAGUUUUUGGUGCCAGCUUUUUGUGGUGCCUUUUCUUCUCUUGUGCUUCUCAUUAUGGGUUUCAUCUUCACUCACUAGCCAAAUGUCCCUGCCUGCAUCUCAUAGCUUUGUUUCCACUUUAUGUGUUAGGGAUCGUUGGCUGCAUGAAUAGCUGUUGUAAUUUAUGUGUGAUUAGUACUGUGCAACUAGGCAAGGAAAGAGGCAGAGUAGAAAGUUUUUGUAAGCUGUGAUUGUUGUGGUGUCCAUAAAAGAUGGCUGCACACAUUUAGGCAGUUGAAGCAGGUGACAAGGACCUCAGAGGACCUGUUUUUCUAGCAGUGCUGCUGUAUGAAGUACAGCUUUCAAAGGAGAGGGUAGGUGCUGCCAUGUGUACAUCCACACGACCUUGAGCUGUCUGCUUUGUGACGUUCAAGAGUCAAGCUGAGGUGUGAUGAUAUACAGGGAGACAGCAAUCCUCAGUGUUUGCUCUUGUCUGUGUUUUGUGUGUGUUAAUCUGACGAAAAGUGGCACUGAAAGGUCCUGACAGGAGCAGCAGGAGAUUACUGGCUCAUCCCUCCAAACCUGUUUUCAGGUAUUGUAGUAUGGCUCCAUUCACACCAAGUUAUCGUACAAAAUGAAUCCACUGGAGAGGUAUGCCAGAUCAAUCGUGGAGUUUGUUUAGUGAGGUGUGUUCAUUUCUGAUGCAUGUGUGGGAAAACUACAGAGAGAGAGAAUAAUAAAGGGUGAAAACUGAUAAAACUAACUUUUUUGGAGGGUUAGGGAGAGUUUGAGCUUGAUCAUUUCCUCAAGCUUAUUUCUGCUUGUAACAGGUUGAGACACAUCCAAAUUUUGUGCUUCUCUGCUCUUCACACACUCUUUCUGCCUCUUCCCAUACAAGAGUUCAUGAAGGAAUGCAGAGACAGAGCUAUUUACACGCCUGGUGAGCAAACAUUGAGGACAUCUGAAUAUUGGGUUUGUAGGCAUCAGGGAGCAACCAUCACUUGGUCCCCGCCUGCCUUGCAUGUGGUGGUUUAGGGUUUCAAACCGGCUUUGUCAAUGGUACAUUUAGGCCAGUCCAGUCCUUUGGUGAGCAGCAGAAAGCUCUAUAAAUAAGGGAGGAACAGAAAGAAGAAAAGGGAGAUUCUUAUCACCUACAGUUUGAUGCAUACUGCAGUUGCCAUAACAAUAAACACGACAGCAGUAUUUGUUUGUACUUCCUACAAGUCAGCCAGGUGAGGUCGGGAGAGUCGGACAUGCUUCUUACGUUGGGUUAUUUGUCUUUUAUGUCGUUCCAGAGGUCAAGGGGGUGAAUUAGAAACCCCGGGCUUUGUUUGGUACCAUUGAGCUCUUGAGUCACCCGAGAAACUCAUAUCCAUCUCAGGGUUGACUGAUACUAUUUUCCUCUGUUACUUAAAGGUGGGUGUUUUUUUAAUCAGCAAAAAUUUUAGUUAGACUCAAAAAUAACUGGUGAUAAAAGUGACCACUAGCUGCAUCCCUUUUCAUUAUCGUACCUAAAGAAAUUAAAUCAGUUUUGGACACUCUUGGAUGUCUUUUCCGAGGUUUCAACACAACAACAAGCAGCCAGGUGCACACCUCUUUGUCAGUGGCCAUUAUGACAAGUCCUCAAAUAUGCAUCUUAGCAUUUUACUGCCACCUCAGCACAUUUUCACUGAGCAGGCCCCAGGCUGCUAGAAUACCUCCAAAUAAAGUAUGUACCAAGACAAGUCAAAGUCCUUGGAAUCCUACCAUUUUAGUUUUGUUCCUUGGCAAGAGUGAAAUUAUUCCAAGCGGUCCAUACGGCUGCCGUGCCUCCCUGCCCACCAUGGAACUUUUAAAAGGGAACAGUGCACCACAAAUGCCUAACUUAUAUAGCUAGAGAGGAGCAUGGAAACAGGAUGUCAGCCAUUUUGCCACUGGAUGAAUCACCACAGAGCAACGUUAAACAACUUAUCCUCAGGCCAGGCCAGGCCAGGCUACCCGAUGACUCACGAGGCCAUUUUAGUGAGACAGCUUCUCCCAGUGAUUGCGGGUUGGGACUUGGAGCCCUUUGAAAUCCCUACUGAAUUUUGCAUGUGUGUGGAAGUUUACAGAAAACACGUCACAGAGAGAUAGAGCAGGUAUGACCUCAUUUAACACCUCCUCGUGCUACCACACAGACCCCAGGUUAGACACACCCUGAUUGCAUACGAAGACUGCCAAUUAACCACAAUUUCAGCAGCUGUGCAUUACCAUGGUGACACACCAAAACAGUACAAUACACUUCCUGAUCUGACAGCAAGUUGCCAUGCAUCAAAGAGACCCAUGUGUAGUGAGAUUUAUUCAGUGUUCAACCAGCUUUUUUGGGAUAUUUGUUGAGCUGUCAGCCAAAACCCCCUAUCGCAUGUCCAUAAUGCAGCCGCAACAUAAAAUAUACAUGAGGGGUCGUCCUGGUUGGAUCAGUUGAUGAUGUACGACACAUAGCUUUGCUGUGGGUUGAAAUCCAGCUCUGGAUUGUUGAGUGAUGUGCACAUCCUCUCUCAUUUCCCUUCAGUGAAGCCAAACUACAUCUUUUAAGUGAUAGAGGUAUUUACCUUUGCCUACAAAACUAAUCCAUAAAACGGUCAGUACAAUGGGAAUAAUGAUAAUUAUAGCCAAAUGAACGCAGGAAAAGUGGAUUGAACUUUGGCUGUACAUAUUUAUAUUUGAUUAUUGUUUAAUUAAUUGUAGAUUUUUUCAUUUGGGAGGAGUGAAACAAUAUCAAAUUUUAAUUUAGGCAAUAAAAUACACAGUUUUGUGACUGUGUUUUAGUUGUAAAACUAGCAGCGUCUCUCUUUAUUAUGUGAUAUCCGUUGAAUUUUAAGUUUUAGCUUAUUUAUUAAUUUUAUGAAACCAACUUGGACUAAGAAAAUGUGCUCUGUAUUUUCCACUGUUGAUAAUAUUUUAUAUUCCAGACAAGUAUUAAUUAAUUGUGAAAGUAAUCCACAGACAUAUCCACUGUGCCAAUAAUCAAUCGCCUCAUUAUCAUGCUUUGUGUGAUAUUGUUAUAGCAUUCUGCUAGUCAGGUUAAGUUGUUUUAGCCUAUCUUCUACUGAAUUCUUUGUUGUUUGGUGGCUUGACUCUUGGUCAUUUUUGAGAAUUGUGGCAAAUUUCGGCCCUAGAUUUUAAAAGUUCCCUGCCCUCUGAUUCUCCUUAGAACAAUAGUACAUUCACAAAAUUUUAUGUAACAAAUGUUCUUGUCACUGUACCUUCACUUAUGAUUCAUUCCUCAAGUCUUGCGGCUUACUCAUUGUGCUUUGCUGGAUCAGUUUGUGUCAUGACUGACAGAUUCAUCAGGAUGUGGUCUGAGUAACAACUUGAGGUGUGACGCACCACCAGUAUGAAAAUUAUUAAAGUAAUGAGAACCUGUCUAUACAGCUCUUCAUGCCUGUCUAAACCUCUCCCUUCAACCUCCUUUUCUUUUCUCUCUUUAGUUUUGUUGUGCGCAUUCUGCAGUUUUAUCCAUUUUUAAUGUUAUGUAAGGCUUUCUCAGAAACCAGAAUUCAUUUGAUCUUCACAACUAUCAGUCAGGAUAUUUCGUUCGUAAAAAACCCCAACAUCAGCUGAAAUAGGCAAUUAGGCAGGUUAUGCAAUGAACCUAGUCUAAUCAGUUUCCCUCAAAGUCUAACCAUAAAAAGCGACUGUACUUAAACACUGCUGAUAUCAAAGAUGCCCCAGAUAAUCCAUUGUAUUGUGAGCAAGUAGAAAAAGCAUUUUCAAUAACAUUAAUUGCAAUGAUUAAAAUAACCCACAGCACUUGUUUCAAAAUCAUUUCACUUAUAAUGAUAAAUUAUUCAUAUGAGAAGUAGUGUCUUCCCUCAGUGAUUGCAGCCAUUUACCUUGAGAAUGAGUAAAUGUGGUUGUGGAUAAUAUGUUCUGUGGUGAUAGGUCAUAAUUGUCAGGGUCUACAGGAGUAGGAGGUUGUCAGUGAUCAGUCCAUGCUGUGUACAUUGAUUUUAUUUAUUUUCGUUUCACCGCCAUAAGGAAAAUUGAGUUAAAUUAUGAGUGUUGUAUGUUCUUGAAGAAAACAUGUUGUGUACACAUGAAAAUGCUCAUAAUGCAGUGUUUUUUCUAACUGUCAUAGGAACCUGUUCUGUAAAUAUCAUAAAUAACAUUUAAGCAUGGUUUUCCUGUUUGUUACACUGACAUUAUGUUUCUCUGUGACUUCUUUUCACAGGUCAGAGGUGAUCCCCUUCACUUACACACAGCCUUGAGCCAAGACCUUUGACCCCACCCCUCUCUACAAAUAUGCCAAACCGUUCUCAGAGUUCAUCGAUUGGGGAUAACCCUCUCGACCCAAACUACCUGCCCCCACAUUAUCGUGAGGAGUACCGUCUAGCUAUUGAUGCUUUGAUAGAACAGGACAUAAAGGUAAAUUUAGUUUAGUUUAUUGAAAACACACCAAAUAAAUAUCCACAUUGUAUAAUGAUUUCAUUAAUUUGGAAAUGUUUUCUCUCACAACAGGGCUAUUAUGAGUUCCUUCAGAGCGCAGAGGUGGUCGGUUUCCUGGCACAGCCAGAAAUUGAAUUGAUCAGGUCCACAAUCCAGACGCCCAACCUGUCUUCAAGCAUCCCAGAGCUGACAUACCAUGAGGGAGGUCACGAUGUUGAUGGCUCCUCUGAUACCUACUGGCCAAUGCAGUCUGACCUUGCAGCCCCAGGGCUGGACCUGGGCUGGCCAGUGCCACAGCAGAGCUUCAGGGGCCCUACAGAAGUCACUACUUUGGUCAACCCUUCAGACCCAGACAUGCCAAGCAUCAAAGAGCAGGCCAGAAGACUCAUUAAGAGUGCAUGUCAAGUAAGUUAAAGGGAGAAACUUUCAGCAGUAAGGUGACUUAAACUGGCAUAUCCAGUUUGCUUUCAAGGAGCAUUACUCAGAGGCCACAUGCUUUCAGAGGCUAAAAUCAAAUAAUCUACAAUCAUAAAUUAACCUGUGUAUAUUAGUCCAACUCAUUUAACACAGCGACAGAUAUGCUGUUCUUUUCUUGAUCUAAAAAGAGAUAAGUGACACUUUGUGGUGUAAUUUCUGAACACAAGUAACCUAUUUCUGUCUUAUCUGUGUGUACUGUACAGGUUGAAUGCUAUCUGUGAAAAAGGGGGUUAUAAAGGGCUGUGAGUGAGAAGUCUAGGCAUUGAUUAUGUUAUCUCAAUGUUAGUUUAAUCUUACACUCUUUGCCACUGCCAACUUUGUGACCACUCCCUUUCAGAUCAGUAUCUUAUUGCUAGUCUUGAGUUACAAUAAGGAUAUAUUUUCAAUCAAAACUCAGUCAAAUCUAAAGCACAAGGUUACAUGCAAAUAACCAUCAACAGACAUGACAGUUUCUGUUUAUGUGAUACUGUAUACUCAAUUUAAAUGCACACUUUGUUUAUUGGUGUGGUCCUCUUGUGUGAUAUCAAACUUUGCCUAUUUACAAACUCAAAAUUCAUUUUUUAAUGUUUGUCAGUUUGCGUAGCAAAAAGAUACGCUAUAACAUCCCUACAAUUAACGCACUUUUAAUGGAAACCAUUUCUUUCAAAAGUACAAUGCUAAGUAAAAACCAUAUACAGUUCUCUAUAAACGUUAGUUUGCUUAAUAUGAUGUUCUGAUGUACUAAACAAGUGUCACUGAAAAGUCCAGGUGAUAGUAAUCCCUUUUAAAGUUAACCAAAAGAAACACGGUUGGAAUAAAGGAUAUAAGAGUAGACUAAGCCUGGAAUAACUUGAUCAAGCAAUAAACAGCUGUUUUGUGUGUUCUCUCACUUGUCUCCAGGUUAUCGCUGUGGUGAUGGACAUAUUUACAGAUGUCGACAUUUUUGCCGAUCUUCUGGAAGCAACAUCUCGACAUGUUCCUGUUUAUAUUUUGCUGGAUGAACAGGAUGUUCAUCACUUCAGCUCGAUGGUCAUCAACUGCAAAGUCAACUUGGAACUAAAUCCAGUUAGUCUCUUUUUUUCCCUUAUAAAUUAGGUUAAGAGUUGGCCUUCCUGUGGUAUUUUAUUGUGUUAUUUGGUUCCUUCAUAUACUUUUGCCCUUGCCAUAUGUGACAAUGGUGCAUAAUUUAUACGAAGGCUUAAUAUGAUUCACAUUGUUUUACAGUUCAUGCGCGUGAGGACUGUUGCGGGAAUCACCUAUCAUUCACGUACGGGAAAAUCAUUUAAAGGGCAAGUGAAAGAUCGAUUCCUUCUGGCUGACUGCAGGGCAGUACUCAGUGGCAAUUACAGGUGAGUCAUUUAAUUAGGCAGAUUAAAAGUUCAUUUAAAUUUUAAGACUGACAACUAACCGUUCUUUAGUUUUAAGUACUCUAACAGCCUCUAUUGUCCUUUGUUUUUUUCAUAGUUUCAUGUGGUCUUAUGAGAAGAUCCACCGUUGUAUUGCCCACCUCUUCCUCGGGGAGUUGGUUGCCACCUUUGAUGAAGAGUUUCGCAUUCUGUUUGCUCAGUCAGAGCCUCUAGUCAUUGACCCAUCCGAUGGGGCAUUCUCUGACACCAGUAGCACGAGUAGUUACUUCAGCAGCCAAUUUGGUUUGAAGAGGACCCAGUCUUUGCGUAACCCCAUAGGUUACCGCAGGCCACCUGAGAUUACCUCUGGCUUCCCUUAUGGAGACACUGACCGUAAUCUUGCACUUCCUUUCCGGAGGAAUGAUCCGUUUCGUCACACACUUGAACCUGGGGCAGGAAUUACAAUAGGGAAGUAUUCACAGCAACAGUUUCGUCUUCAGCAGUCAUAUCUGGAGCAGGGAAGGUCACUAGUUUCCAGGCAAAUGGAGAUGAGUGCCAGUGGCUUUAAGAGGCACAGCUAUGCAGAGGGGACACAGGAAAACUACGUCUCUUCAAGGCAAUACAUGAAGCACAGAGUCAUGACUAACUUGGAUGAGCCAGACUACCACAGGUAUGUUCAAUUCCGAACUUUGUCUGUAAAUUCAUCAAAUGUAUAUCCGUACCCCUAACUAUGAUCUUAGUCUUUGUAUCCAAUUUAUGUAUGCUUCUGUAACUUUUUUCCAGGGAUCUCACCAAAACCAGCCAUUUCUACAGUGAAGGGCCUGGACCGGGAUCUGGCCAAGGACACUACGACAGGCUAAGGGUUCGUACUCAGCACCUUUCCAUUGACCAGCAUUCAGAAUCAAGUUUUCGCUCAGAUCAGGAGCCUCCACCUGGAAAUCAUGGCAGAGACUACUUUUCAUCUGAGGAUUUGAGAGGACCUGAGGGGCACCAUGCACCUUUAGCUGGGAGAUAUGGAGGAGGGUCCUCCCAUAAGAGACCAACAAUAGGUCAGGCAUAUGCCUGUCAGAGCUCACCCACACAGCUCCAUCCGCCGGAAAAGAAACAUUUUCCUAAACAGUCCGAUCAAGAGCAUGAACACGAUCCAGAAGCAAAGCAUGGCUUGAGGAACUGGAGAAUCCAUUCAUAUCUGAGCUCCUAUGAGGACGGCGCUGAAGAGGGUCUGCCUCAACCUUUGGGGCCUGAUGCAUUUGAAGAUCCUCCUUCAUCUCAGCAACCAACUGACACAGAGAGUUCAGCCCUCUUGCAACCCAAUGCUCCCUCUAAAUCCAGACCAGAAGUCUUGAGACCACGCUUUGGGAAGCCCAUUUUACCUGAGAGCAACAGUAAAGACUCUGUCCCAACAACCACUAAGGAUCUGGAGAAAAAGGAGAGAGAGGCUGCCAAGGAAAGGGAGAGAGAGACAGAUAAGGGUGCAGGAAGUGAAAUGGGUGUUGAUGUGGAGAUGAAAGAGGGUCCGGACCUCUUCCUUUCCAAACAUGAAUCAUUUCGCUCUCGUAUUAACCCUCUUCUCCAACGUAGUUCUCGUUUGCGCUCCUCACUGAUAUUCUCAUCAUCCAAAGCAGAAAUGCACAGUGGUGGCUUGGGUCUAAAACCAGCUUCAGAGACUGAAGAGGAGUUAGAUUCAUUACGCACUUCUUCAGUUGUGGCCCAGAUCCUAGAGAAGAGGAGGUCACUGUCACGCGAUCCUUAUGAGUGGAGAAAGAAGGCUGAUGAAUUAGAUAAGGAGAAGGAGAAAGAAAAAGAAGACCAAGAGAAGGAGAAAGAGGCAGAGAGGGAAAGAGAGAGGGACAAAGAAAGAGAGAAAGAACAAGAGAGAGACAGAGAGAGAGAGAAAGAAAAGGAGAAAGAAAGAGAGCGAGUGAAAGAAAAGGAGAGAGAAAGAGAGAGGGAGAAAGAGAGACAGAGAGAGCUAGAGAGGCAAAGGGAGAAAGAGAAAGAACAACAACAGAAGCAUGAGGUGAAGGAUAUCCGUUUAAAAUAUGAAACAAUAGCUAAAGAGGAACCUCAGAAAACCAACAAAGAGGUGAAGACAAUACCAGCCGUUGAGAAAUCUGGGGUUACAGCAUCAACAUCUCUGAACAUGAAUGACCCAGCCAGUCGACUGCAGUAUUUCCAAGACCUUGCUGCCAAGCGAAAAGCAUCAAAAAUGGAGACAGAGUCCUCACCAAAAGUCCCAGAGCCUGUUGUGAAAAAACCUGACCUUUCUGAUAAACCUCCCGUCAACACUCCAACGGCUCUUAAAGUCCCGACUGUCUCGGUGAGUUCGGCAGAAUCGCAACCAAAGAAACCAGACAUCGCUGCGAAACUGGCAGAGCUCAGUCGCAAACCUUCAGUAGGCUCCUCCAAACCCCCAAUAAUCACUGCAAAGCCCUAUGUGAGCCCCCACCAGAAGGCUUUAGAGACAAGUCAAGCACAAAAAGAGGAGACUGCAACUGCAACUGAGGGUCAAAAGAAAGAUAUAUUCAAGUCACUUAAGCCCCUUCCUUCACCAAAGAUCUUCAGAAGGGACCCACUGAAGCUCAAAGGACUGAAUCCUCGCCGUAUUUCUUGUGGUGAAGAGAUACUGACCACAGAUGCCACGGAUGCAGAGAAGAGUGAACUGAGAAAGAACCGCUCUCAAAGCUCAUCCACCUUACCACGAGAUGAAUCCAAAGAGGGACUGCAAAAAACAAUGGGAUCUAACACAUCCAUCAACACGCUUGGUGAGACAAAAGAGGGUAAGACACUUGACUUCUUAAAGAAGCAGACUCAGAGGCUCAAGGGAUUCCUGGGGCCAAAGGAUAAAGAAAAAAAAUCUUCAGGAGACGAAAAAAGCAUGAGCACAGUUGCAGAACACACGGAUGAUUCAAGCAAAAAGCCAAGUUCAAUAGGAAAAAGUACUGGAUCUUCUACUGCUACUACUACUACAGACCAAACAGCUGCCAAUCACAAGACAACAACAACAACAACAUCAGGCCCAACUCGAUACCAGGCCCAGGGCAACUCUGUCAUUUUCAGUAGCAACUUAAGAGAUGACACCAAAGUAAUUCUUGAGCAAAUAUCAGCCAACAGCCAAAAGAACCGCCUGGAGCGAGAAGAAGCCGGAGGGGGAAAAGAGAGUGAUACAACAGAAAAGGCACUGGAAAGACAAAACUCUUUAAAAAAGAGUAGAUUCCUGCGGCCGCCGGGCAACAUCCAGGAGCGGGAGGGAUUGCUGAAGAGGAUUGAGAGUCUGAGAAAGGAGAAGAAGGUCUACAGCCGCUUUGAGGUAGUCUAUCAUUGCAAGGAUGAUGUUUGCAGCGUGAAUGGGAGGGAUGUCAAAAGCUAAAAAAACAUAAGUUGCAAACAAAAAAGGGGUAGAUAUGUGCAUAAGUAGAAACUGAGUGUUCAGAAAAAAAUCAUAACACAAAAAAACUGCAGGUUAGAAUAUGGAGACAAAACCCUAUUCUUUUAAAAUUGGUCAGAUAUAGUGGUAUACAGAAUAACUGUGUGGCCACCGCGUAUGAAAUUACGUUAUGAGAAUAACAUUUUAAGAUACUAAUAUCUUUGCAACUUUUUAAACUACCUACUCCCCUUGUUUGGGCAUCACUGUGAACAUUAUAAAUUAAAUAUUUUUAAACAUGGCUUUAAACUGACAAUACCAGAAAAUAUAUCACUGUCUUGUCAUAUUGUAGCUUUUCAGUUAGAUUUUCUAUAUUAUUAAAGAGGGUCUAUGUAAAUUCAGAAAUUCUAGUCAUAUGAUUCAAAGCUUGUAUUUCCAGAAAGUAUCAAACUUUUGCAUGGUUUCCACUUUGAGAAUGUGAAAGUACUUUGUUAGACAGGUUUACAUUCAUGACUUUAUAUUGACAAUAAAACUAAAGAACUUUUUUAUGGAUAAUUCUAUUUUUAAAUUUGGAUUUUAAUUUCUGUUGUGAAAUGUGUUGAGUGGGAACUGUAAAAUGGACUUUCCCCCUGAAACCUAUAUAUAUUGACUGUAAAGAUGAGUAAGAGGGUAGAGAAUGUCAAAACAGACCAAAGUUCAUACUCUGUUGCAUUCAUUGUUAUCCCUGUUGUUCUGUUAACAGAUGGGGAACAACCUGGGAUAACAAGAGGUGGAGGAGCAGCCUUUUAAAUGGAAACUAUUUAUGCAAGAUGAUCAAAAAAGACCUACUGCCAACAACUCUAUCAAAGUACCUCUGUGGCUUUACACUGCAGCCUUUCCUGGACUUCCACACAAAGUAAUAAAACUUGAAAAGACAAUAUAUAAGAUUGCUGAAAACAAACUUAGGUCACUGAGUUUGGAAUGUGCAUGUUUGCCAAGCCUUGGUACUAGUUUUACCUUUUAUGGUGACUGAGAAAGAAGAUUGACUCCGCUUGUACACUGGCAGCAUGGGCUAGUGUUUCACCAAACAGAAAAAGGUAGGGCGAUUAACUGAUAGUUGGUCUUGUAUGAACAUGACUUAGGGAGUUAGAGAGGAUAAAAGAAAGACGGUACAUCUUACUCCUGAGGGAAUGUGAAUAUGAGUACACAUGUAAAUUAUCAAUGUUGUGUGUCUUUGCUAGUGUCAGGUUGAACUUGUUUGAAAUUGAAUGGGACCCAGUGUCUCAUGGAUUUUGCAUGUGCCAAUUGCCGACAGGAGCUUUACCAAAGCUGGAAGGACAGUUGUCAACACAGAGGAGGUGGAAGAGAUGCAUGAACAGGAACUGACUUAAGGAACUGAUGGAGGCUGAAAAUUUAAGGAAAAGUAUGUGAGAUUGUAGAAAAUAAGGACUGAGAUAAAUACUGAGGGUAAUAAGAUGUGUCAACAGAAGUAGCAAAAGUAAGUUUCAAUCAAAAGAAGGGCCUUGGGUGAACUUUGCCCUUUAAAGGGAGGGAUAUGUACUUUUCUAUUAAGGCGUGGACCGACUUAUCAGAGUUGAAGAGUCGAAUAACCAGUCAGAGGGAGGCCCUCAAGCAGUCAUGGUUAUAGGGUUUGGAGUGCAAAAUGUGAGUGUCAUAUGCCGUCUUCUGAACGUUGAUGAAAUUGAUAGAAAUAGCUGCCCUGAACAACAGUAAAAACUAGCCAUCACCUCUGAAACACAAGGAAAUAAUGGCUACAUCAUGCAGUACCAACACAUGGACGGUGCCUGUUUACACAAGUCACCCAAAUUAUUCAGCUCCACCCUACACAGGACUCCAAACACUACUUAACCAAAGAUUAAGUUAUAAAAUGCAGCUCCCAUGCUGCUUGACAGCUUGGCCAAGCAUCGAACAACAUGGUGUUUGUUUUGCUUUUGUACAACGCAGUGAGGAAUUGGAGACACUACUGCUCAUACUCCAGGGGUUACUGUUUUCUAUAUUGGAUAAUAUUGUAAAUAUUUUUUGAAAAGUUUUCGGUGAUAUUCUAAUUAACAAAUUAGAUUGUGGUCACCUUAACUGUCCUAUUGAUGUGCAUUGUGUUAAUUUUUAAAUAAUGUGUAAAUAUGUGGUAUCGGUUGUAAUAUAUAAUUGGCAUUGAUUGGGGGAAUGUGUUUUUAAAACCUAAGAUAGUAUUACAUUGUGUUUGAAAAACAGUAAAAGUCUUUUAUUAAAUGUCUUUUAAACUGAA